AUUUGACCGACAGUCGAUAACAGAAUCGCGCGAAUCACUCCAAUCAAACGGUAGGACAUUCAAAGAAUAAGAUCAGUUCGAAGCGCGAUCUUAUAAAAGACGCGCGUGUUAGUUUGUUGAACAUAUUUAGUGAAACUUUUACAACACUAUGAGGCUACUCAUCAUCAGCGCACUCUUCGUCCUGACAGUCCACGCCAGGACUACGGUCAGGCAGCAAGCCAUAACACCACACAUCACUUCGUUGACUGACAAGGAUGCCAGACAAAAGGCCCGGGUUCACCCGGCGUUUGCGAAUGCUGGCACACGCGCCGGACUCGAGUUGUGGAGGAUAGAGAACUUUGAACCAGUACCGGUGUCUCAAGCAGAUGUGGGAAAAUUCUAUAAAGGAGAUUCAUACAUUGUAUUGAAGACCACAGCCGACAAACGCAACAAUUUAUCCUGGGACAUCCACUACUGGAUCGGCAGUGAGAGCUCCCAGGACGAGUCAGGGGCGGCGGCCAUCUUGACUGUGGGGCUGGACGAUAAGUUCCAGGGUAAAGCGGUGCAGCACCGGGAGACCAUGGGGUACGAGAGCUCGCAGUUCCUGAACUACUUCACUGGAGGAGCGGUUCGCUACCUGGACGGUGGUCACCAGUCCGGGUUUAACCACGUGGUGACUAACCCUGGCGCUGAGAAACGUCUCUUCCAGGUCAAAGGGAAAAGGAAUGUUAGAGUUAGACAGGUGGAUCCUCUGAUCUCCUCAAUGAACAAGGGCGACUGCUUCAUUCUGGACAUAAACAACGACAUCUUCGUGUACGUGGGAGAGAAGGCGAAGAAUGUGGAGAAGCUGAAAGCUGUCUCCAUGGCCAAUCAGAUCCGGGACCAGGAUCAUAAUGGGAGGGGCAGGGUGGAGAUCAUUGAUCAAUACUCCAGCGAGGUGGAUGUCCAGAAAUUCUUCACAAACCUCGGAUCCGGCUCCAGAGACUUGGUGCCUGAGGAGUCUGCCGGCGGUGAUGAUCAGGCUUUCGAGAGGAACGAGGAGAAUUCCGUGAUACUGUCAGAAGUCUCAGAUAGUUCCGGCAAGCUGAAGAUCACCGCUCUACCGGCGCCUUUCCGGCAGGAGCAGCUUAAGGCACAGGAAACGUAUAUACUUGACACUGUUAGCGGAAGCAUCUACGUAUGGGUUGGAAAGCAAGCGACGCAAAAGGAAAAAUCCGAAGCUAUGGCGAAAGCACAACAGUAUCUGACUUCUAAGAACUAUCCAUCAUGGGUGCACGUCGCAAGGAUCCCGCAGGGAACCGAACCCGCUAUCUUCAAGCAGUACUUCAGCACCUGGCGCGACGUAGGCAUGUCUCACAACCGCCUGGUCAGGUCCGCCGGUAAGGGCCAGCAUUAGACUUAACAGAAGAAACGCAUGCCACACUAAAGACAGAAACACACUCACAAAACGAAUCGCGUUUGCUUAGGGCGACGCCUCAUUAGUGCAUUGCAUUGUGUCGUCGCAACAGAGCAAUAGGACGACGCAACUAUACGUACAAUACAAACAAUAGAAGAUCCGAAUUAGAAACUUUCACCCAUCUGUUUAAUGGAUGAAAAAUUAUUUAUAAAAAAUUGGUACGUUAAAAAUACAUUGCGAGUAAGUUUCAUAAGAAUCUCCUGGGCAAAUUAUGAUUGACCAUUAUUAACUAUUGUUAAUGAUUGUUUGGCCAGGAGAUUUUGAGGCAAACAAACAAACAACAAGAUAUUUUUGAAUAUGCUAAUUCUGAUAUAAAGUAUUUUUAACCCCCGACGCAAAAAGAGGGGUGUUAUAAGUGUGUCUGCCAGUCGGUCUCUGGCACCAUAGCUCCCCAACGGAUGAAGCGAGUUUUAUUGAAACGUCGCCUGCGACGAUGCAACGCUGCAAUGUGGCAUGACUUUUAUGGCAACGCACUAAUGGGGCAGCACUUUACUGUCGCUAAUAAAAAUCAAAAAUGUCAAAAAUAAAAUGGUUA
Bicyclus anynana (squinting bush brown) is the source of this 1970-nucleotide messenger RNA. Its product is annotated as gelsolin. Lineage: Eukaryota; Metazoa; Arthropoda; Insecta; Lepidoptera; Nymphalidae. Gene Ontology annotation, cellular component: cytoplasm; actin cytoskeleton. Gene Ontology annotation, molecular function: phosphatidylinositol-4,5-bisphosphate binding; actin filament binding. The coding region runs from base 149 to 1375 and encodes 408 amino acids. Gene Ontology annotation, biological process: barbed-end actin filament capping; actin polymerization or depolymerization; actin filament severing. The transcript has 12 exons. The record is from RefSeq and is a predicted model, not a curated record.